AUGUUGUCUAGUAGAAUAUACCGGCAUAAAUCGUGCCUUUUGUUAAUAUCCAGGAACACAAGUACUACAAAUGACGCAAAAUCCAUGCAAACACCGAAUCCCACCAAAAUCAACAGUGACAUGGUUGGACCCCCUGAUCCUGUGUCGAAUUUACGAAAGGUGAUUUACAAACAGCCUGCUAAUGAGACGGAUUUAGAAAAAAGGUACAGGGAGCUCCGGAUGGAAAUACAGAAAUGGAACCACAACUUUUGGACACAACACAAUUCAAGAUUCUUUCAGGAAAGAGAAAAUUACCUCAAAAAGAACCUACCUGAAGGAAAACAAAACUUGACAGCUGAUGAGAUGAGCGUCUUCUACAAAGCCUUUCUGGACAAGAACUGGAAAACGCACAUUACUUAUAACAUAGAGUGGUACAAGAGAAAUGUUACUUUGCUAGGUUUAGCCAUACAAGUGAGACUUAGAAGAUUAUUUAGAUUAAAAAGCUAUAAGUAGUUA
Cydia splendana is the source of this 495-nucleotide messenger RNA. RefSeq names its product COA8 family protein CG14806, mitochondrial (gene Coa8). Gene Ontology annotation, cellular component: mitochondrion. The record is from RefSeq and is a predicted model, not a curated record. NCBI's taxonomy places the organism in Eukaryota, Metazoa, Arthropoda, Insecta, Lepidoptera, Tortricidae. Gene Ontology annotation, biological process: intrinsic apoptotic signaling pathway. The coding region runs from base 1 to 492 and encodes 163 amino acids. The transcript has 2 exons.